This is a messenger RNA of Tribolium castaneum (red flour beetle), 922 nucleotides long. RefSeq names its product RNA polymerase III subunit F (gene Polr3F). Lineage: Eukaryota; Metazoa; Arthropoda; Insecta; Coleoptera; Tenebrionidae. The transcript is spliced from 2 exons. Bases 1 to 906 code for a protein of 301 amino acids. Gene Ontology annotation, biological process: transcription by RNA polymerase III. The record is from RefSeq and is a predicted model, not a curated record. Gene Ontology annotation, cellular component: RNA polymerase III complex.
AUGAGCCAAGCUACGAGUUCAAACAGCGAAGAGAUAAGUAACGAAGACCGUUUACUGGAAUUAGCCAAGGCCAAGCCUGAGGGGAUUUCAAACGAGAACAUAAAACAGGCAAUUCCUAAUUUACCCCUCGAAGAACUCGCCCUGAUAAUCAACAAGUGUUUAAAAAAUGGUUCCUUGGAGUUGUUCAAGACCAAAGACAAGCUCCUCUACAAAUACAAAGACUCGUCGAAGAAGCCCGCCAUUCGGGGGGCCGACAACGAGGAAAAAGUCGUGUUUAAGAUAAUCGAAGAGGCUGGCAACAAGGGCAUUUGGAUUCGAGACAUUCGCUUCAAGUCCAACCUCAACAUGACGCAACUAAACAAAGUCCUCAAAAGUCUCGAGACGAAAAAAAUAAUCAAAGCCGUAAAGUCAGUCUCGGCCAGUAAGAAAAAAGUGUACAUGUUGUACGACUUGGAGGCCGACAGUUCGGUCACGGGGGGCGCCUGGUACCAGGACCAGGACUUCGAGUCGGAGUUUGUGGACGUUUUGAGCCAACAGUGCUGCCGGUAUUUGCGCCAGAAGUGGGAGGAUGCGAACAGCAUGGGGGGCGGCCCGCUCCUGGCCCGAAACCGGAGCUACGCCACGGCGCAAGACGUCCACAAAUUUAUUUCCGAGCUGGGGAUUAGUAAAAUUUCGCUGUCAGUGGACGAUAUUGAGAGCAUUUUGUAUACUGUUGUUUUGGAUAAUAACGCGGAGCGGAUUGUGGCCACGAACGGCUCGUUUUUGUACCGAGCGGUCAAUAAAUUUAUGCAAACACCUGGCAUUGUGACAACCACUUGUGGGGUUUGCCCCAUAGCCAGCAGGUGCGCCGAUACCGGUUUUAUUAACCCGAAAGUUUGUAAUUAUUUCACGGAAUGGCUCGAAUAAAGUGUUUCGCAACAAA